Molecule: messenger RNA, 2654 nt
Organism: Cucurbita pepo subsp. pepo (vegetable marrow)
Lineage: Eukaryota; Viridiplantae; Streptophyta; Magnoliopsida; Cucurbitales; Cucurbitaceae
Source: RefSeq, a predicted model, not a curated record
AUGCUGAACCACCCACCAUUACAUUACAGGUGCUCCAACCAGGCCACCUGGUUCCUUUAUCAGAAACCAUUGCUUCCUGGUAAUGUUGAUGCAUGUGUCUCAUUGCAACACAGCCUCACACCACCUGCUGCUUCUCCCCUUCGCUUCACUUCUCCCAAUGUCAUUAAGCCCUCCGCUGUGCAUGUGUCUGUGCCUUCAAUCCAGUCCCCUGUUUAUACCAAAGCUGUGGUUACUACUGUCCAACGGCCCAUCCACCAGCUCUUUCCAAAGUUUGGGUUCAUAGGAAGGCUUCAUGAUAUCAUUAAUAGGCGGAGCAGAGUACUUGCCUUGGAGCUUCUUAGUGCUGACAUGGAUCCCACAACGGGAUUAGAGAAGGGAAGAAUGAAAGCGUAUGAACAGAAAGUGAAGAGAGAGGACGAUGAGAUAAUUUACGAGAUAAGUUUCGUCAUUCCAGCAGACUUUGGCCCAAUUGGAGCGGUUUUGGUUGAGAAUAUGCAUAAGAAAGAGGUGUUCCUUAAGGACAUUGUGAUCCAUGGCAUUCCAACUGGCCCUCUUCACUUCUCAUGCAAUUCUUGGAUCACUUCUAAAGCUCAAUGCAACGAUAGGAGAAUCUUCUUCACCACUAAGUCAUACUUGCCAUCAAAGACACCAGACGGGCUAAAGAGACUCAGACUAGAAGAGCUUAGGAAUUUGCAAGGCAAUGGGUAUGGAAAGUGCGAGAAGCACCAAAGGAUAUAUGAUUAUGAUGUCUACAAUGACCUAGGAAAUCCAGACAAAGGCGAGGAGUAUAAAAGACCCGUGCUUGGUGGAAAACAACAUCCUUAUCCUCGACGCUGUAGGACUGGACGUGCACGCACUCAAACAGAUCCAUCGUCAGAAGUGAAAAGUCCGGAGUUUUAUGUGCCUCGAGACGAAGCAUUCUCAAUACCAAUGAUACAAGAAAACCCAUUAACAAAGGCACUUCAUUCCAUGUUGUCUGCCCUCCUACCAGCUUUGGACACCAUCGGCACAGACAAACAGUGCUGUCUUUCUAAACACACAUGGAAGUUCAAUUCUUUUCUUCCAACACUCAUGGGUAUCCUACUCUUAGAUUCUUCUCAAACAUCCAAUAAUGACAAAUUCUUUUGGUUUAAAGACGAGGAAUUUUCUAGACAGACACUUGCAGGGCUCAACCCUUACAGCAUAAGGCUCGUCACGGAAUGGCCAUUGAAGAGUAAGCUUGACCCAUCUAUUUAUGGUUCUCCUGAAUCAGCAAUCACUGAUGAAAUAGUUGAGCAACAAAUCAAAGGAUUCAUGACAAUUGAUGAGGCAGUGAAACAGAGGAAGCUAUUUUUACUAGACUAUCACGAUCUGUUCAUACCGUAUGUAGCAAAGGUGCGAGAGCUUAAAGGAAGAACACUAUACGGAUCAAGGACAUUAUUUUUCUUGAACCCGGACAACACUUUAAGGCCACUGGCUAUUGAGCUCAGUAGGCCACCAAUUGACGACAAACCACGGUGGAAAGACGUUUUCACGCCAUGUUGGGAUGCCUAUGGCCUCUGGCUUUGGAGGAUUGCCAAAGCUCAUGCUGCCCAUGACUCUGGUUAUCACCAACUUGUUAGCCACUGGCUUAGAACUCAUUGCUGUGUGGAACCUUACGUUAUUGCUACACAUAGACAACUAAGUGCAAUGCAUCCAAUUUAUAGACUUUUGCAUCCCCAUUUUCGACACACCAUGGCGAUCAAUGCAGUUGCUCGCGAAACUCUUAUCAAUGUGGAAGGGCUGAUUGAGACCAUUUUCUCACCAGGAAAAUAUUCUAUGGAAAUCAGUUCCGUGGUCUAUGAGAAACAAUGGCAAUUCAACUUAGAAGCUUUACCUGCCGACUUAAUUCACAGGGGAUUGGCUGUUGAAGAUCCAAAUGCACCUCACGGAUUAAAGUUGAGUAUUGAAGACUACCCUUUUGCCAAUGAUGGCCUAAUCCUUUGGGAUGCCAUCAAACAAUGGGUAACAGAAUAUGUGAAUCACUACUAUCCAGACCCAAGUCCUGUCAAUUCAGAUGGAGAACUUCAAGCCUGGUGGACAGAGAUUAGAGAAGUGGGCCAUGGAGAUAAGAAGGACGAACCAUGGUGGCCAAUCCUCAACACUCCUAAAGACCUCAUUCAUAUUGUCACAACCAUCAUAUGGGUUACUUCCGGCCACCACGCCGCAGUCAACUUCGGACAAUAUCCUUUUACGAGUUAUUACCCAAUUCGACCCAGUCUUACUCGACUCAACAUACCCACAGAGGAACCUAACUCAACACUCUGGAAGUACUUCCUUGAAAAUCCAGAAAACGUGUUUCUAGACACGUUUCCUACACAGAUUCAAGCAAACAUACUUCUGUUCACUCUGAAUAUAUUGUCAAGUCAUUCAAGAGAUGAGGAGUAUUUGGGAGCGGACAUGGAACCAGCAUGGGGUGAUGAGCCUGUUAUAAAGGAAGCAUUUGAGAAGUUUAGCAGGAAACUGAAAAAAUUGGAAGAGAUCAUUGAUGAAAGGAAUGGGAAUCCCACAUUGAAAAACAGACAUGGUGCUGGGGUGGGGCCUUAUCAAAUUUUGAAGCCAUAUUCAGAGCCCGGUGUGACGGCAAGAGGGGUUCCUUGUAGUGUUUCCAUUUAAAAGCUAAUCCAACCAAAAGG